AUGUCUUCUUCAGGAAAAGAUAUAAUCGAAGCCAUCGAUGAAGUAAUCAGGAUGAUUGAUUCACCAGAGUCUUUAUUUUCCACCGUCAGUUCAAAUGAAACAUUAGUCGACUUUCCAAAAUCAAUUGAUUCAAGUUUUGGAAAUAAAGAACAAUCAUCAUCAUCAUCAAAAGUUCCAAAAAUAACUUUAGAAUAUAUUGACGAAGAAAAAAUUUCAGAUUUUCUUCCUGGUUCUUCUUCUUCGGUGCUUAAAAACAGCAAUAAAAUAAUAGAUGAUAGUAGACCAUUUAGUACUUCAGUUAAUACUAGUUUUGAUCCAGAUGAUAUUCCACCAAUCUACACUGAUAGAAAAAAAUCCAUUUACAAACCUGUACAAAAACCACCAAUGACAAUAACCAAAACUUCUAUACUCCAUAUUUUUCGUUUUGCAACACGAUUGGAUCACUUGAUCAUGACUUUUGGCAUUUUUUUCAGUAUCAUAAAUGGUCUAGUAAUACCAUUCAUGACCUAUUUACUAGGUGGCUUAUUCAAUGUAUUCACAGAAAUAGAACAAGGUAGUAUAAGUGAAGAUGAAUUCAAACAACGCGUCAAUAUUCUAGUGUUAGAUUUUGUUGAAUUGGGUAUAGGUGCUUUCGGCAUCACAGCUAUAAACACUUUCUUAUGGAUGUGGACUGCUGAAAGACAAGCUAGACGCAUGAAACUAGAAUAUUUUAAUUCAUUGCUAGAAAUGCCAAUAAGUUAUUUUGAAAGAGAAGAAGUCACUUCAGGUGGUUUAUUGGCUGGUGUUAAUAAAGAUACCGAAGAUGUGCAUAUUGUGAUUGCCACAAACCUUGGACUUAUAAUUUGCUACAUAGUAACCUUCAUUGCAUGUCUUGCCUUGGCAUUUAGUAAGCAUGUGGUCUUGACAUUUGUCAUCUUGGCUUCGAUGCCUCUAGUUUUUCUGGUUUUAGCAUUGACAUCUCGUGCAGCUUCUCCUUUAAUCAAGCAAGAACGUGACAUUUUUGUAUUGGCUGGCGAAAUAAUAGAAAGUUCUUUGUCAAAUAUAAAAACAAUUAGAUCAUUUAAUGGUGAAGAAAAGCAAGAAAAGAAACAUGAAGUUUGUAUCAAAGAAGCGAAUAAAGUAUCAUCAAAUCUUGCUUGGAUAUAUGCCCUAAGAACUGGAUUAAUACAAUUUCUGUUACUGUCUUUGUUUGUCCAAGGUUUUUGGUACGGUUCAAUUUUAGUGGCUGAUGGCAAUCUUACACCAGGUGACGUCUUGUCAGUUUUCUACGCUACACUUUUGGGUGCCAAUAUGCUGAAAAGUGUAUUACCUCUUUUGGUCUCUAUUACAAAAGCAAAGAAUGGUAUACGUUCAAUAAACAAUUUAUUGGAAAAGGUGGCUUUAAAAAGAUUAGAAGCUCUUAGAGGUUUUUCCUUGCCAUCAAUUAAGGGUGACAUAGAAUUCUAUCAGGUCAGUUUCUCAUAUCCAAGUCGGCCAGAAUCAGUAGUUCUGAAAAAUAUAGAUAUAGUCAUCCCAUCUGGCAAAACAACAGUACUAGUAGGACAAAGUGGAUCUGGCAAAUCAACAAUAGCUCAAUUAAUUCAAAAACUUUAUGAGCCAGACGAAGGAACAAUUAUGUUGGAUGGACGUGAAUUGAAAAUUGUAAAUGUUGAUUGGUUAAGAAGUAAGAUUGGAGUGGUUAGUCAAGAGCCGGUUCUCUUUGACGAAACUAUUUUCAAAAAUGUUGCUUAUGGUAGAUCUGACUAUGAAGAUGUUACUAUGGAUGAAGUGAUUAAUGCUUGCAAAUUGGCUUGUAUUCAUGACGAGAUUAUGGAACUUGCGGAAGGUUAUGACACAGUCGUUGGUGAUAAAGCCGGAAAGCUUUCUGGUGGUCAACGCCAAAGAAUAGCUAUAGCUCGUGCCUUGAUUAAAGAUCCCGCAAUCCUAAUUCUUGAUGAGGCAUCCAGUGCCCUUGAUAUGACAUCGGAUAUGUUAGUUCAACAAGCUCUUGAAAAUUCUAGUAAUGGCAGAACUACAAUAGUGAUAACUCAUCAAUUGAAACAUAUUAGAGAAGAUGACCUGGUAUAUGUACUUCAUGAUGGUGAAGUUGUAGAAAAGGGAUUGGUAGCUGAUCUUCUUGAGAUCAAAGAUAGUUAUUAUAGUAAAUUAUUAAAAGAAUCCUACAAAAAUCCACAUCCAAAACGAAGAACCCACGAAUUUCCAACCAAACUCACCACCCCUGGUAACAAUUUAUUACAUAGAUCAUUAAGUGUUGGAGUUCAAGUUGGUUGGAGAAAGUCGGUGUACGAGGAUUAUUUCGAGUCAAGUGCUAUGGAUGUUUUACAAGGUACAGCUACAGCCGCAAUAACUAAAAGAUAUGAGAAUAGGGUUUCGUAUUUUGACCUUUUAAGUUAUUAUGAUUAUGUUGAUGAUGGUGGUAUAAUAGACGUGAUUGUCACGAAUGCAAUCGGUGAUGCACCAAAAGACAAUGUAAAAAUGAAAUUUUUCCAGCUCAUGAAAUUAACAAUGAAUAAUAAAACUUUAUAUGCCUUUGGUCUGAUUGCAUGUAUUAUCAAUGGACUUGUAAUGCCAGUAUUUUCAUUUGUUCUUGCUAAAUUGCUGGCUACAUAUUCAAUUAGCGACAGUGAGCAAUUAAUUGCUAAUUCAAGAAACCUUGCACUAACUGUGUUGGCAAUAGCUGCUAUAAAUGGUGGAUCAGCUCAUUUUAAAUAUUUUUUACUCGAGAGAGCCUCAGAAGAUUGGGCGGUUCGUUUAAGGCAUUUAGGAUUUGGAACAAUUCUUAGACAAUCUCAAUCAUGGUUUGAUAAGCCGGAAAAUGUAACAGGAAAACUUACCACAAUUUUAACUACUGAUACCGAAGCAACUAAGAACCUAAUUGGACAUUUUGCAGGAAGUAUUGUUUAUGGUACUGUGACACUUGUUGGUGGUAUGAUAUGGUCAAUAAUAGUUGGUUGGCAAUUGACAUUGGUUGGAUUUGGAUUUGUACCAAUUUUGUUACUAGGAUCAGAAAUUCAAGUCUAUGUUCUACAAAAAUAUGAACGUAUGCAAAAAAGUUCAUACGAAAAUGCUUCUAAUGUUUUCUAUCAAACAAUCUCUAGUGUAAGAACAGUAUUUUGUCUUGCGGUUGAAAAGGCCAUGUUGCUUAAAUUUCACGAUUCACUUCGUAGGCCUUAUAUAAUUGGUAUACGUAAAGCAGUUAUAUCAGCAUUGACAGCAGGUUUUAUCGAAGGCCUAUCCUACUUGACUAAAGCUGUGACAUUUUGGUAUGGUGCACAGCUUGUUGCCAAUGGAACUUAUAAUCUUAGUACAAUGCUCACAGUAUGGACGUUAGUUGUUUUUUGUACAUCAUCAGCAACACAAAUGCUUGCAACCAUCCCUUAUUAUGCUAAAAGUAAACAAGCAGCUAAAUCCAUAUCAAAAAUAAUUAAUUUGCCAACUCUACCCACCACAACUGGAAAAAUACUUGAGUCAUUACAAGGAACCAUUGUCUUCAAAGAUGUGUACUUUUCCUAUCCUGAAAGACCGAAUAGUAGGGUUCUUAGCGGUUUAGAUUUAACAUUGCAACAAGGUCAAUCAGUUGCUUUAGUUGGUAAGAGUGGAAAUGGUAAAUCAACAGUUGCUGCACUUUUACAAAGACUUUACGAACCAGAUUCCGGACAAAUUUUACUCGAUUACACAAACAUCAAAGAACUUCAAAUGUACUGGCUACGUGACAUAAUAGGUGUUGUAUCACAAGAACCGGUACUGUUUGAAGCGACUGUAGCUGAAAAUAUUGCAUAUGGUAAAGAGGAUGCAACUGCAGAAGAAAUUGAGCAGGUAGCAAGACAAGUUAAUAUGCAUGAAUAUAUACUCGGACUUCCAAAAGGGUACUUGACAAAAAUAGGAUCUAGUGGAUCGCAAUUGUCCGGUGGCCAAAAACAACGGAUUGCCAUAGCAAGAACAUUAUUGAAGAAUCCGAAAAUUCUAAUAUUAGACGAAGCCACAAGUGCACUAGACGCUACAAAUGAAGCAAUAGUUCAAGAAACAUUGAGCCAAGUACAGAAAGGACGAACUACAUUAGUGAUAACACAUCGAUUAACUGCAGUUAAAAGCCUGGAUAGAAUUGCGUACAUAGAGGAUGGAAGAAUUGUUGAAACCGGAACUCAUAAAGAAUUGAUGUCUCUAAAAGGAAGAUAUUUUGAUUUAGUUAGAAGUGAUAAUAUAUAA
Molecule: messenger RNA, 4206 nt
Organism: Entrophospora candida
Lineage: Eukaryota; Fungi; Glomeromycota; Glomeromycetes; Entrophosporales; Entrophosporaceae
Source: the annotation of a GenBank genome assembly